AUGCCUCGACCAGCCCUUCCGCCAACCCCUGGCUCUUCCACAGAUAUUAAGGGCCAGGACGGCGUGCAGAAUCUCUCUUCCAUUCAUCUCUCCUUUGAACUACCACCGCCUGCCAUCCAUGAUGCGUCGCGCAUCUCACCUAUCGAUACCAAGCACGCCUCUUCUGCUCGGACAGCGUCGUAUCCAGCCACACUAACUUCAUCAUCGCCUCGAGCCGUUUAUCCGUUGCAGGCGGCUGAGACAGUCAAAUCACGACGUCGGUCAUCUGCUGCCGCCAAGGAUACCAAGGACAAUUCUUCAUUUGCACUUCCCCCUCCUCCCACCAGGUCGCGAAAGAUUAUCCAAAUGAAGCCUCGAGCACAAGAAGAAUCGGCCGCUGAGGCUUCAUCCGCCAAGGACAAGGACUCUGGCAGGGCCGGAGGCAAGGGGGCAGCCGGAACGGCAAAGACGGCAGCUAACAAGAACAAUCAAGCCUCUGCCGAUGCCAUUGGUGGUGGAGCCCAGGGAAAGAAGAAGCAACCAAGUGCCACGAGCGCUGCCGGGCGCAAGAUUGCCAGAAAGACCGCCCACAGCUUGAUUGAGAGGCGACGACGAAGCAAGAUGAAUGAAGAGUUUGCCGUUCUCAAGAGUAUGAUUCCUGCAUGCACGGGCGAAAUGCACAAGCUUGCCAUUCUCCAGGCAUCGAUUGACUAUGUGCGAUAUCUUGAAGACUGUGUUGCCAAACUAAAGGCGCAGCACGGAGAAAAGAGCCGGGAAGAGGCUGCGCACAACUCGCUGCCCUCCAUCCGCGAUUUUCAUCCCACAUUUCACGCAGACCCAUCCGGCGAUGUGGACAUGUCCGAUUCUGACACGGCGUCGCCUCUCUUCACCGCACAGCCAGAUCACGCACACCCGUCCAUCUCGCCGGGCCUACAGGCGGAUGGUGCCCGUCACCGUCACCGGCAGCAGUCGUACUCGUCCGUAUCCACGGACCAGCGACACUACAGCUUCAGCACGUCGGCUGGAGCAUCCCCGGCGUUUGGACCCCAACCGCACGGCGCCUAUGCACAAAGCAGUGCGUCCGGAUCGACAUUGACAAGCCCGGCGCUGAACCCGCAGUCCGACCUUGACCAGGAAGCCACGGCGGCGCUGUUGAUGCUGAAUAAUGAUCGACGCGGCACCAACGCCGGCCUCAACGCUCGCGGCUUGUCAGUUCGGGAUUUGCUUAGCACCUGA
This is a messenger RNA of Pochonia chlamydosporia 170, 1215 nucleotides long. Its product is annotated as HLH transcription factor. Lineage: Eukaryota; Fungi; Ascomycota; Sordariomycetes; Hypocreales; Clavicipitaceae. Bases 1 to 1215 code for a protein of 404 amino acids. Gene Ontology annotation, molecular function: protein dimerization activity. The transcript has 2 exons. The record is from RefSeq and is a predicted model, not a curated record.